Molecule: messenger RNA, 678 nt
Organism: Heterostelium album PN500
Lineage: Eukaryota; Evosea; Eumycetozoa; Acytosteliales; Acytosteliaceae
Exons: 3
Coding region: 1-678 (225 amino acids)
Source: RefSeq, a predicted model, not a curated record
AUGUUUAAAAUUAAAUCAUUAUUAUUUGCUUCGCUGUUGGUUGUAGGCUGUUUAGUGAUCAAAGGGUCAUCAGCUGACUCUGGUUGUAAGCUAUUGUCUGAAGGUAACUACUAUGACUUUAGUGCAUUAGCAAAUCAAGAUUCUUGGUCUAUCUUGGGUUCCGAUAAUUUCUACUAUUACUUUAAUAUAUGUGCUGCUUCAGCCAAGUGUGCAGUAACAGGUACAAAUAGCGCUGUGUGUCAGUAUUACAGGCCUUAUACACUUACCUUUAAUCUUGGUGUAGCCAAUCAAACAAUUUCUCCACUCGACAAUGGUGUUCAAGGUGGUUCAAUUAAAUACUAUGAUGGAGAUGUGUGUCCAAAUGGAACUGUUAGAUCCACUGAGAUUAUGAUGUUGUGUGGAACUGGAAAUACUCAGGUAUUAAGUGUUGAAGGUGUAUCUUAUUGUCAAUAUUUAAUUAAAAUGAGCAGUCCAUUGGCAUGUCCAAUUACAAAGCCAACCACAGCUUCAACUACUGGUGGUAGUGGUGCAUUCUCGACAACAGGUGGUAGUACAACCGAUCAAAACAUUAUCACAACAACUGGAAGUAUCACAAACAAGGGUGUUUCUACAACAGGUACCAUCGGUACCAGUUCUGGUCGUAUCUCAACAAGCGGGGGUAUCUAUUCCAAUCAAUAA